AUGAAAGCUACCGUUAGAGACAUUAUUAUUCUCAAUAUUUUGGUAGCUACAUUUCUAUUUGUGGGAGCAGGGAUUUUUCACGCCCUCGAAAGUCCAAACCAGUAUGGCCAAGAUCACCAAUUUUACGAACAAAUCAAUCAAGCUACUUUAGAUAGCUUACACAAAAACCUGAGCGUACACAUGCUGAAGGAUGAAUUCGAUAACUUGGUAAAAAACGUUUACAAAUUGAAGGUAACUUGUCCAUCAAGAGCAUCGAGUAGUUAUAACUGGACGUAUUCCGGUUCGCUCUACUUUUCAGCAAAUGUUAUAACAACUAUUGGUAUGUAUUUUAUAAUUUGACAUUCACAUUAUCUAUAAGUCUCAAUUAGAAGUGGUCGUAGGUUUUUAAGCAUAUACUACUUCCUGCCAUGGUGCGACAAAGUGUCAGCCUUCACAGGGUAUCAAUCCUAAAUUUUCAGAGUACUUUAAAAACAAAGGCUUAUCUUUCCCUUUGCGUUUCCCGAUGAGGGAAUACAUCGGGCCAGGCUAAGUACCGAGAUAAUUUAAAUAUGAUGAUACGUAAUCUUAGAAUAAAGGUAAGGUUUGGAUUACGAAUCAUACUGGACGGACUAUUGUAUGGAAAGUAGCUAUAAAUGGGCGUACUUUGAACAUGAUCGGCAUAAGAAUGUUUCACUUACAGAGAAAGAGAGACCCCCCUUUUAACCUCGACGUAAAAGGGAUUGAAAAAGACAUAAAUGAGUAUGAAUGAGUAUAACUCAUCCUGUUCAGCACUGAAUUGCUGAGAUUACUUAACGCCAUGUUCAAAUCCGUCGUAACUUUUUGUACGGGUUUUUGGCAAAUCUCAACGAAAUCUUGAAUCACUCAGAAUCGACUCCGACAAAGGGAAUAUUCGGAGCACCGAACCUACCCCCUUUCAGUAUACGGACUGCAGACUCUUACCACUUAACCGGGUCCCCAGGGAAAUCGAGGUUGCUUACCACUAAGCCAUGGGAUACUCAUCACCUAUUUUAUUUCAUUCCAGGUUAUGGACAUAUGACACCCUCAACCUUCGCUGGUCGAAUGUUCUGUAUUUUCUACGCGUUAGUUGGAAUACCCUUGUGCAUGUUAACACUGAAGGUGAUGGGCGAUAAAAUAAACGAACUACUGGGAAGCUUCUUCAUCAUGAUCAGUACCAAACGCCAGCUCAGAGACGGCAAGGGGACUAAAAUCAAAGUCAUGUUAACACUGACAGGACUAGUCUUAGUCUUCCUCUUUCUCGGAGGAACGCUUUAUUUAUCAGAGGACUGGAGCUAUUUCGAUGGAGUGUACUAUUGCUUUAUAGGUAAAGUUAUAAUGAGCUACCGCAUGUCAAUAGAGGUCUUGGAAUUUCAUUCAUUAUUUAUUCGGAGAAGUGUAGAUUAGUGAUCCUAUCGCGAUCAAACCCCUUACGCGAUAUUUGCUCUUGUUGAGUUUUAUUUGCCAUUAAUUAUAAGAGGAAACUUGGGAAAGGUUGUAUAAUACAUGUAUAAUUACUUUAUCCAAAUAUCUUUUCUUUUUUCAAGAAAUUAGUAGAAAGUAGAAACCUUAGCUUUUCAUUACUUUCAGUUGCUUAACUUUUACAAAUUUUACUCGUUUGACCACGUCACUAAGCUUCCUAAACCCGUUUGUGCUCAUACUCGUCGUCAACAGGGCUUCUCCGUUUUCUAAUUGAAGAAAAAGUCCUGCGGAUGAAGUUGAUCAAUGGCAACAUUAUAUAAGGAUAACACACAGGCAGUGUCACUCACUUAGCCCACAGUUAUUAGAGGAGACUGGUUAUGAAAAGCGGCAAACAUCAAUGAUAAGAACAACAGUGCUGCAGUUUAUGUUGGAAGUACCGUGAAAGUGCACAAUCCUUUGUUUUCUGUUGGCAAAUUGUUACGGAAUAAAUUAAUGCAACGUUUUUAUUGGUCAAUACAAUCAAAAUGAUAGGAAUUCUUUUGAACGUUGUGCACUUUCAGGUCCACAAAAACAUAUAACAAAGGAGUCUGACGGGUUUCCUAACCAUUCCACGCAAUGAACUAUGCUUAGCCCUAAAAUGAACUCAUUAUACCGUGUUUGUUUCAGCAUUGAGUACCAUUGGGUUUGGGGAUAUGGUCCCCACAAAAGGCAGCGCACCCUCAUCAGCGAUUCAAACACUGGAAUAUAUCAUCCGGGGUUUAUACCUUGUAAUUGGCCUCGUCCUGGUGUCGAGUCUUGUUUCGUCUGUGGUAUCUGCCUUAAAGGUGUUGGAUGGAUGGGAUUGUUGUAGGCGGACAAGAUGUGAGUAUAAAUAA
Molecule: messenger RNA, 2291 nt
Organism: Porites lobata
Lineage: Eukaryota; Metazoa; Cnidaria; Anthozoa; Scleractinia; Poritidae
Source: the annotation of a GenBank genome assembly